Molecule: messenger RNA, 1696 nt
Organism: Pimephales promelas (fathead minnow)
Lineage: Eukaryota; Metazoa; Chordata; Actinopteri; Cypriniformes; Leuciscidae
Source: RefSeq, a predicted model, not a curated record
AAAAGUUGAAGGGAAACUUAAAUGUGUGACGACUCGAGUCACGACAGGAACGUUGGCUGAAAGAGUAGUUGAGGAAGUAAUGCUUUUAAUUUCAAAUGAAUGAGAUUCAUGGCUUCACCGCACACAUGUGCCUCUCGGACUCCGCGUUCGGUCACUCAGAGUCUCUGACUCAGCACAACACAUCUAAGCUGCACCUGUGUGAGACCAGGAUUGCAACACCAUAUGACAUCCUCCUUCCAUCCGGCUGUGUGUCAGUGGGAGUGGCUCAUGUUGGCUUCUUUGCUGUCUGCAAAAAGGAUGGCUCUUCUGAAAUAUACUGUAGCUGCUUAAAAUGACAGGGCAAUUCUCACUGUCUCAGCAAUUACACCACUACGAUGAUUUUUACUGGGGCUAAACACGGACACUCAUCCGUGUCCCCCGUCUCUGUAUCAACGGAUGUUUCCAGUAUGUCCAUGGCGCCCACCUCAUCACGGCUAAAGUAUGUAUCUCUGGGGGUGCUGGUACUGCAGACCACCUCCUUGGUGCUGACAAUGCGUUAUUCCCGAAUGCUGCAAUCUGAGGGUCCGCGCUACCUGGCGUCGUCUGCCGUAGUGUGUGCUGAAGUUCUUAAGAUUGUUGCAUGCUUGCUGCUCGUCUUCAGAGAUCAAAGUUUCAGUGUUCGUGCUCUGAAUCAGGCGUUGAAGGAGGAAAUAAUCAACAAGCCUGUGCUGACGCUGAAGUUGGCCAUUCCCUCGGGCAUCUACACCCUGCAGAACAACUUGCUCUAUGUGGCGCUGUCUAAUCUAGAUGCGGCGACCUACCAGGUUACAUAUCAGCUGAAGAUUCUCACUACAGCGCUGUUCUCCGUGUCCAUGCUGGGCAAAAGACUCGGCAUUUACCAGUGGAUCUCACUGCUCAUUCUGAUGGCUGGCAUUGCACUUGUCCAGUGGCCGACUGAAAUCACGUCAAUCGCCCAGCAGAAGGAUCUGACGGCCAGCUCUCAGCUGAUGGGACUGCUGGCGGUGCUUGUGGCCUGCUUCUCCAGUGGAUUUGCUGGCGUGUAUUUUGAAAAGAUCCUCAAAGAGACCAAGCAGAGUGUCUGGGUCCGUAAUAUUCAGCUAGGUUUAUUCGGACUGAUUUUUGGACUUGUGGGGGUGUUUGUGUACGAUGGAGAAAGAGUGCGUGAGAAUGGACUCUUUCAAGGGUACAAUAAUGUGACGUGGACUGUGGUGGCUCUUCAGGCUUUGGGUGGUUUGGUCAUUGCAGCUGUGAUUAAGUUUGCUGAUAACAUCCUGAAGGGCUUUGCCACAUCCAUCUCAAUCAUUCUGUCCACCCUCAUCUCUUAUUUCUUAUUGGAGGAUUUUGACCCUACUAGUGUGUUCUUCCUGGGCGCGAUGCUGGUUAUCACUGCUACGUUUCUCUACGGGUAUGAGAGAACCCCAGACCGGGGCAACACCAAUAAAGUAUAGAAGACUGGACAGGAAGUGAUAAAUGACAUCGGAGUGUGUGCUAAGAUGCUCUGCUUCAGGACAAGAGAACCAGUGAUACUCUAUUACAGUGAUGCUAUUACAAGGUAGCACAAAAAAAGAUUACAACCAUCCAGAACUUGAAUUGUUCUCUAUGCCCCAUGUCAUGUCAUCAUAACAACACACAGAACCAAAAAUGGAGAGCUAUGGUGAGACAUUGUUACACUCAGCUGAGGAUGUUUAAAGGAGUA